ACGGUCACACUGAAGCGCGGGAAAGCCGUCAGCUGUCAUCACAGAUUUUGCGAGCAAAGAAAGCGAAGAAAUUCCGAUAAAUAAAAGAAGAAUAAAGCCUUGAAAGUAGACGAAUCUUAGUCAAAUUAUUACAAACCUAAUCAUUUAAUAUUGUACAACGAACUACAACUGUUAGUAGAGUGUUUAGCAGGUGUAUUUCAUCAAAGCACGUAAGUCCUGCUCGCAACAGAAGUAGAACCAGCGGAAAAAAGCGCGCCGUCGUAGGCGUCAGGAAAAACUCGAUCUUGUAUAUUUUCCAAUCCGCGAAGUACAGUCAUGGCCAAGGUGCACAUCACCAAUGUGGUGGUGCUGGACAAUCCGAGCAGCUUCUUCAAUCCCUUCCAGUUUGAGCUGACGUUCGAGUGUAUCGAGGAGCUGAAGGAGGACCUGGAGUGGAAGAUGAUCUACGUAGGCUCUGCGGAGUCUGAGGAGCAUGACCAGGUGCUUGACACAAUUUAUGUGGGUCCGGUGCCAGAGGGACGACACAUCUUUGUUUUCCAGGCGGAUCCUCCAGAUGUCAGCAAAAUACCGGAACCUGAUGCAGUGGGCGUCACCAUUGUCUUGCUCACCUGCUCCUAUCGUGGCCAAGAGUUUGUCCGCGUGGGCUACUACGUAAACAACGACUAUGCAGAUCCGGAGAUGCGCGAGAAUCCGCCCCCGAAGCCAUUAUUUGACAAACUGACGCGCAACAUCCUGGCCAGCAAGCCGCGUGUCACCCGCUUCAAGAUCAACUGGGACUACGGCCACAUCAACGGGAACGGGAACAGCCAUGAUGACGAAAUGGUAACAGAUGGACCGUCCACAUCGGAGGUGGCAUCUGUUGUCGUUGCCCAUCCGGAAGACGACAACAGUCUGGCCAUGCCCAUCGAAAAUGGGAUCAAAGCCCUGAACGAGAACUCAAACUCAUUGGCCAUGGAAUGUUGAGAGCUGCCGGCAGUCCAAACUAUGACCACACCUAUACACACAGCCUCUCACUCACACAAACACACGCUGCUAUGGUCGACGACUUGGCAGAAUCCCCGAUUCAGACACACGUAGUACUCCUCGUCCCCUUAUUUAAGUAACUAAUUAUAAAAGGAAACAAAUAAAUAUAUAUGUAUACAUUAAAUUAA
This is a messenger RNA of Drosophila eugracilis, 1151 nucleotides long. It is a transcript of the gene asf1, whose product is annotated as histone chaperone asf1. Gene Ontology annotation, cellular component: nucleus. Lineage: Eukaryota; Metazoa; Arthropoda; Insecta; Diptera; Drosophilidae. The transcript has a single exon. Gene Ontology annotation, molecular function: histone binding. The record is from RefSeq and is a predicted model, not a curated record. Bases 316 to 963 code for a protein of 215 amino acids. Gene Ontology annotation, biological process: DNA replication-dependent chromatin assembly.